AUGGUAGAACGCCUACCAGGAGUAGCUCCCCCAAUCCGAAGGAGAAACCCUGAUUCCUACGCGGAUACCCAUUUUGCGGAAGAGAUUGCCUCGGUUGAGAUGCCUAGAAAGUUCUCCUUCCCCAGCAUCAAGAUGUAUAACGGUACUGGCGACCCCGACGAUGACAUCGCACAGUACAAGCAAAGGAUGUUGGCGGUUGCACUCCCUAAGGAAUCCCACGAGGCCACGAUGUGCAAAGGGUUCGGUUUCACUCUGAUCAGACCCGCCUUGCAAUGGUACAUCAAUCUCCCUACCAGGUUCAUAUCUUCCUUCGCAGGCCUGAGCGACAAAUUCGUGGAGCAAUUCACAAGCAGUAGGAGCCUGGAGAAGACUUCAGAUGGUCUCUACGAGAUCCUCCAGCAUCGAGUGGAACCCCUGCGAGACUACAUAGCCCUCUUCAACCAGGAAAAAGUGGCGGUCCCCGAAUGCAGCAUCCCUACUGCGAUCUCUGCCUUCAAGAGAGGUCUACUUCCAGAUGGGGAGCUAUACAAAGAGCGGACCAUGUAUCCUUGCAAGACCAUGGAAGAUGUGUUGUCCCGAGCCUGGGCGCAAGUGAAGUGGGAGGAAGAUGUUGCUAGCCGUGCCAAGGCUCAGCAAAAGCAGGACCAAAGGUCAGCCCGAUCAGAUCGAGGAUACCGAGAUGAAAGAUCCUCCCAAAGGGGAUCCAAGGACUCUGGUAGUAGAAACAUGGGCAUGUUCCAGUACCGGCCGCAAGAGAAGGAAGAAGGGAUGUCGGUAUCUACCAGGCCCGAUAUCUUCCAUCUCUCAAUAUCAACACCAGAUCUAGUCAACGCACUGAGACAGAUGGGCCAACAGGUGCAUGGCCUCCAAAGAUGA
Molecule: messenger RNA, 876 nt
Organism: Brassica napus (rape)
Lineage: Eukaryota; Viridiplantae; Streptophyta; Magnoliopsida; Brassicales; Brassicaceae
Exons: 1
Coding region: 1-876 (291 amino acids)
Source: RefSeq, a predicted model, not a curated record